Vavraia culicis subsp. floridensis is the source of this 414-nucleotide messenger RNA. RefSeq lists its product as uncharacterized. NCBI's taxonomy places the organism in Eukaryota, Fungi, Microsporidia, Pleistophoridae. The coding region runs from base 1 to 414 and encodes 137 amino acids. The transcript has a single exon. The record is from RefSeq and is a predicted model, not a curated record.
AUGAGCUUUUCAAUCGUACAGGGUCUAAAAGACGAAUGGCUUAACAAACUAAAGACGAAAACAAACCGCAAAGUAUGCAUUUACUACAAGAAAGAGCAUAGGAAAAGCAUUGUAUAUUUCCAAUGCGGUGAUAAACUGGCAAUCGGUGAGCACCGAGAUGACGAUCAUGUUCUUAUCGUGCAGAAGAGCGAUUUUGCAGACAAAACCUGUUUUACAUUCUUUUUGUCGAACGAGAAUGUGCCAAGAAACUUCAACAAAAUACCUAAAAAAUACGCCAAUCACCUUUCGAUCACGCAGUACUACGAGAAGCCGUGCGCACUGAACCAUGUUGUUAGUCCAUGCAAUUACACUCCUCUUGUUCAAGCAGAAAACUCUUGUUCCAUAAAAUGGCGAACCGAACCGCUGUACACGUAG